Messenger RNA from Bursaphelenchus okinawaensis, 3144 nucleotides. Lineage: Eukaryota; Metazoa; Nematoda; Chromadorea; Rhabditida; Aphelenchoididae. The record is from the annotation of a GenBank genome assembly.
AUGUGCAUGAUUUGCAAAGACCCUACCAAAGUUCACGUAAGCUUUUAUAUUGCCAUAGACCCUUUAAUGUCUGGUUACUGAGAACUAAAUUAACUUACUUGGUCCUCCAACUAAAUGGCUUGAAAGAAUACACUAUUAAAUUUUGACAAUAAUAAUAAAAACAGUUUGAAGACUCUUGAGAUCAUUUAUCGAAGGUAACAUUAACAAAAGUCAUGUCGAACGAAUUUACAGAAUCCUAUGUACGGAGGAACGAAUGUCUCACGACCGGACUCCAAUAGUUCUACUCAUCUCCCCCAAACUUACGUCCCACCAUCGCACAUGAUCGACACCUCAAUGCCACCCCCAAACUUCAUGUUCAUGCCCUCCCCAGUAUCAUUCCCAACAGGACUCCCUCCUCCAAUAUGUGCUCCAUUUACCGUACCAUUUUAUGGCCAAGCCACAACUUUGUCGCAAUCACAGGAUUCGCCCCGAUCGAUCGAAAGUUCAGAAUCUGUCGUUUUACCUCCACCGCCCCCACCGCCUACCGUAACCAUAACCCCUACAAACACAGACAAAUGUAACACCGAAAAGAAGGAAGGCAAAGAAAAGGUAAGAACAUAAGAAUGGCUAAUUUACAAUAUUUAGAAUGCAUCAAAUGUUGCGGAAAUGCUGUCAGAAGACCCGAUUCUCAAAGAUCUCGGGAAGCCUCUAAAACGACCAUUAACUACGACACCCACAAGUGAUAGCACCACAAAGAAAAUUAAAAUCGAACAAACAACCAAAUCGCCGAAGAAGAGUGUAAACAGCUCGAAAGAUGACAUUAUUAUUAUUGAAUCGACUAGUGCAACGCCUGCUAGUCCCAAGAAAAGCGGAGACACUAAACCAACAAAAAAAAGUCCAACAAUCGGCUGACAUUGAUGUUAUAAUCAUCGACGAACAAAAGCCAGCCAAAGCUGAUAAUAUUGAUGAUUUCAAAAGCAAAAUUGUAAAGACAGAAGAAGUCAAAACCAAAACUGACGCCCUUAAGGCAGAUAAGCUACACAAGUCUCCAGAAAAAGCAAAAAAGUUCGAAAUUGUGUCUCAAAAAGACGUCCAUAACGAGCUUAAACCGAUCAGAGUAGAAGUCAAGGUUGAUUUGAAGAAACAAGAUGAUAAAAACGUAAAAGCGACCAUUAGUGUACCAACGUUUCCGAAGAAAUCGACGGAAGAAAAGAAACAAAAAGUUCACAAAAACAAUACUACUUCUUCAAAUACACCAACAAAGCAUCAUCAUAAGCACCAUAAGAAAGACGACAAACAUUGUGUGAAGGCAUCAGUGUCAGAAGAGUGCCGCAAGAAGGAAAGUUCUGAUCACGAAAAGAAGAUCAAGUUGGAUGGACCAACAACAUGUGAGCCAAAACCUGAAACUAUGAGAUCGCCGAAAAGAGAAGUCGAAAACACAACUCCAGAAGAAAGCCCGAAGAAGGAAAAGAAGAAGAAGUACAAACUACCAAAGAUAUCCGAGAAGUUCAGAAAGUACGUCCACAUCGACAUACAUCCCAACGGUGGAGCAUCAAUUCUACGAGCCGACUGGCACAAGAUACGCCAACACUUUGACAAAGCAGACCGAGCCCAGUUUUCUCAAGAAUUCGUGACGUUGGGAUUGGCUGAAAUCAACGAAACUCCUGUAUUUGUAAUCUGCAUUCUAGAGCACGCCGCUGAAUACAUGGGCAGCAUCUUGGACCUUCUGAAUGAGAAACACAACCACCUGCCAGUAAAAGUAGGAAGUCUAGUUAACAAACAAGUAGUAGAAACAAUGGCAGUAGGAGAAUAUUACAAACAUGUUAUGGAAUCGUGCAGGCAAGGAACCUUCAGAUACGGACCCUUAAAUGCUCUGAGUUUAGUCGGAACGAAACAAGAAGAAUGUGGAGACUACUUCAAGGCAAGUAAUAUUUUCAUUUCAUUUCAUUAACACGAAUUUAACUCAAAGUUGUCUCGAGGAGCCAGUAAAAAUUAGUUUAUUUUCCAAAUUCAAAACAAAAAAAUUUUUACGGGUUUCUCGAGAUAUUAUAAGAAUAAGAAAGAUGAUGUCUAUACUAUAAUUUACAAUAUCAUACAUGACAAAAAUAAUUUCAGGACGUAAUCGACUUGUUGGAACGAAGUCCAGUGUUAAGGUCGUUAAUGCCUUGGGGAAAGAUGGCAAUAACUUGUGAUCAAGACCCUACCGACAGUGACGAUGGCCCAAUUUUCUGGGUCCGUCCAGGAGAACAACUCAUUCCCACAGACGAAUUAAAAGAAGACGUCAAAGCCAAACGACGGAACAGUAGCAACAGAAAAGUCGGAACGGCAAUCAGAUCUUUGGAUAGGAGAGAAGUCUUGUUCGAAGAUCGAACACCGUGCCAUGCUGAUCAUGUUGGUGAUGGUCUCGAACGGCAUACUACUGCUGCUGUCGGUAUAUUACAAUCAAUUCGAGGUCCUAAUGAACAUAAGUAAGUUUAAUUUUCUUUUAUCCCUUCUAUGUGACCAUAUUUAUUAAUAAGAACAUGAGAACAAGAACCUCAGGAUCUGUUCGCCAAGGCACAGGGUGGUAAAGUACGCGGAACCCGUAGAAUUUACUUUCGUUUGUUGAACUGAGACAACGAGGUAAUUUUUACGGGUACCCUGUGUUUUACUCACCGCCUUAGAAUAACAUAUUAUUUUUAAAAAUACAGUUUGUGUUAUAUAACAUAAUACUUAUACGUCCUAAUUUCAGAGAAGAAGAAAGUCGUGUAGUAAAAGACGUUGUAUGUUUCCAUGCUAGUGAUUUUGAUAGGAUUGUGGAAACAUUACGAUUAGACCUCUAUGAACCUCCUAUGUCACAAGUAAGUUACCCUCAUUACUAAGCAUUAACAAGGUAACCUAGAUUUCUUUGUAUCCGUAGGCAUUAGUGUAGCUCAUUAACUCAGAGUACUUUAACAAGAUUAACAUUAUAUUACACACCAUUUUCAGUGCGUCCAAUGGGUUGAGGAAGCCAAGUUAAAUCAACUACGCCGAGAAGGCGUUCGUUACGCCAAGUUCGGUCUACACGAGAACUGCAUCUACUUCCUGCCACGAAAGAUUAUCCACCAGUUCAGAACCGUGAGCGCCUGCUCUUCUAUAGCCUGGCACGUUAGACUGAAACAAUAUUACCCAGAAGACAACAGUUAA